CAGACAUAACCUAAUCUAACCUAUGAAACUAAAAUUUUGAAAACAAAAAAAUAUGCCUCCGAAAAAAGGUGGAUCAAAGCCUGCCAAAGCCUCAAAGGGUGAAGAAUCAGGAGAUAAAGGAGGAGGAAAGGAAAAGAAAGGUGGUUCAUCUGUUAAAGUUAGACAUAUAUUGUGUGAAAAACAAGGCAAAUGUUUAGAAGCAUUAGAAAAACUGAAAGCCGGUCAAAAGUUUCCGGAAGUAGCUGCAACUUACAGUGAAGACAAGGCUAGGUCAGGUGGUGACUUAGGUUGGAUGAUACGAGGAUCAAUGGUAGGACCUUUUCAAGAUGCUGCAUUUGCAUUACCAAUUUCCACUGUGAAUAAUCCUAUUUAUACGGAUCCUCCUAUAAAGACAAAGUUCGGUUACCAUAUAAUUAUGGUAGAAGGAAAAAAAUAAGAGACUAAAUUUGCUGUUAUAUGAUGAAGUGAUAGUAAUCCUGUUUUACUUUUGUUAUAUUAAAAACAUUUUUUAUAUGACUAGCUUUUCUAAUCAUGAAAUUAUCUAUACAUACCUUAAGAUUGCUGUUCUGGGAAGGGGCCUGGCUUAUCCGCUCCUAGCGCCAGCCCUUCACUUAGACAUGGUAGAUUGGUAAGAGAAGUUAUUUUUAUAAAUACUUUUGAGAAUAUUUAGACUUUAAAAUACGUGGUCUUAAAGCAGGAAAGGGGGCACUAUUUAUGAUCAUUAAGAACAAGGCAUGGAAUAUAAUUGAUCAUGUUUUAUUGAACAAAGUACCUUUAUUUUUCGAUAAGUAAACAUGGUAUAAAUUGGACCACCCUGUAUACUGCCUAAACCAUCACAGAUGAUCGUUUAAGUUAAUCUAUGGUUAUACCAACUGAUCUUAGUUUAAAAACCAGGGCAACUAAAUUUUUUGGUUUAAUCUUAUUUUAUGCUUAAACUCAUUAAAUUAAGACGAUGCAGCAAGGUAUAAAUUAAAGUUACAUCAAACCUUCAAUGUUGUAAUAAAACAAAUUAAAUUUCAUUUGUACAAAUAAUUUAUUACCACAGAGAACUAAUACUAAUAGAAUAUAAUAAAUACUUAUAAUCUUAAUAUAAAUACGUAACUUUGUUUUGAAUAUGUCUUAUAAAAAGUUCUUUUUUGUUUCAUGGGAUAUAUAUAAUAAUUUAAAAUUUGUAAAUGUUAUUUGUUUUAACUUUUAGUUAAAUUAUAUAACAAAUUGUACGAAUAGCAAAUAGUUUUUAUUUUUCCAUUUAGUUAAUAUCAUUUUAAUUUACCCAAUUUUUUUAUUGUUUCAUUUUGUAUAAUGUAAAUUGAUUUCCAAUAAAAUGAAACAGGUGUUGUAAUCUAGCGAUAAAAAAGGAUAAGUAAAUAAAAUAACAAGAGUCAAAGCGAUGAAAUAAUUUAAAGUUAAAUCAACCACAUAUCGCUCAUUUACGAGAAAAACCGACAUAACUCAAAAAACUUCAAAUCGAGUUAAUAAAGUUUAAUGCAAAAAAUUAUCAACUGCGGAAGUGUCCUUGUUUCUUUAUAAAGAAUGUACUUUUUCAAUUAUGUUGGUACAAUAAUCUGAGAAUUGAUUUUUGAAUUGCGCUGGUAUUGUCGCAAAUGAGCGAUAUUUGAAAUAUUUUUAACGAUUUUAAAUUCAGUCAAAUUUAGCAUUUAGAUUAAUACAUUGGGAUU
Psylliodes chrysocephalus is the source of this 1679-nucleotide messenger RNA. NCBI's taxonomy places the organism in Eukaryota, Metazoa, Arthropoda, Insecta, Coleoptera, Chrysomelidae. The record is from the annotation of a GenBank genome assembly.